This is a messenger RNA of Bombus terrestris (buff-tailed bumblebee), 291 nucleotides long. It is a transcript of the gene Def, whose product is annotated as defensin. Gene Ontology annotation, biological process: humoral immune response; defense response to bacterium. Lineage: Eukaryota; Metazoa; Arthropoda; Insecta; Hymenoptera; Apidae. The record is from RefSeq and is marked provisional.
AUGGUGAAGGUCUAUUUUCUUGUGGCUCUUCUCUUUGUGGCUGUAGCGGCCAUCAUGGCAGCACCCGUGGAGGAGGAGUACGAGCUCCUCGAACAAGCUGGUAUCGAGGAACGUGCCGAUAGACAAAGAAGAGUGACCUGCGACCUUCUCUCCAUCAAAGGAGUCGCAGAACAUAGUGCUUGCGCUGCCAACUGUCUCAGCAUGGGCAAAGCUGGAGGUCGCUGCGAGAACGGAGUCUGCCUUUGUCGCAAGACCAACUUCAAGGAUCUCUGGGACAAACGUUUCGGUUAA